Penicillium soppii is the source of this 1287-nucleotide messenger RNA. RefSeq lists its product as uncharacterized. Lineage: Eukaryota; Fungi; Ascomycota; Eurotiomycetes; Eurotiales; Aspergillaceae. Gene Ontology annotation, biological process: transmembrane transport. Bases 1 to 1287 code for a protein of 428 amino acids. Gene Ontology annotation, molecular function: transmembrane transporter activity. The record is from RefSeq and is a predicted model, not a curated record. The transcript is spliced from 4 exons. Gene Ontology annotation, cellular component: fungal-type vacuole membrane.
AUGUCAAUUCAGUCAAACAAAGACGUUUUGUCCCUAAAAUCGCCCUCCCCAGCAUCUGUACCUGGGCCUGCAGCUUUUAAAGCUAAGGGACAUACGGCGGAGCAACCGUUGACUUCUUUGUCUUCACCACCUAAUGGAGGGGUUGUCGCCUGGCUCCAGGUAGCAGGAGCUUUUUUUUUGUUUUUUAAUUCUUGGGGCGUGGUCAACACUUUUGGCGUAUAUCAAACCUACUAUGAAGAAACUCUCCUCCCUGGUUAUUCGGCCUCUGCCAUCUCUUGGAUUGGUACUAUGCAGGGUUUUCUUCUUUUUCUCGUGGGAGUUAUUGUUGGCCCUAUUUUCGACAAAGGCUAUCUUAAAAGCCUUAUUGCCAUAGGUUCGUUCCUUGUCGUCUUUUUGGCCCACGGAGUAGCAGUGGGGACUGGAUGUGCCUUUCUGUUUCUCCCGAGCGUAGCUGUCGUGGCUACCUAUUUCACCUCGCGGCGCGCGAUAGCGACAGGCAUCACUGCUUCUGGUGGUAGUAUCGGCGCUGUGAUCUAUCCUAUCAUGUUUCAUAAGCUGAUCGACCCCGUUGGAUUUGGCUGGACAACUCGUAUCGUUGCCUUCGUUGUCCUAGCCGGGCUAUCCUUCUCGUUGGCCGUGAUACAGAUGCGCCUUGCCCCUUCUAAGGUGACUCGAUCACAGAUUAACUUAGAGGCUGCAUUUCUCGAAGCUCCAUAUCUGGUUUUGAAUUGUGGGCUGUUGUUUACCUUCGUGGGCUUAUACUUCCCAUUCUUCUACCUCCCAACUUACUUUACCUCCUUCCUCCAGUCCGAUGCCGAUAUUGGGGUUUAUAGUAUCGCUAUUCUGAAUGCUGCUUCCGUUUUCGGACGGAUUACGACUGGCCUUCUCGCAGACCGUAUCGGAUGCCUCAAUACCAUUGUUCCAAUCAGUAUCAUCGCUUCGAUCCUAGCAUUUGCAUGGAUCGCCAUUCGGAAUGAAGCUGGCACCAUCGUCUAUGCCUGUAUCUAUGGUUUCAGUUCCGGGGCAAUGGUCUCGCUCCCGCCUACUAUUGUCGCGCGGCUGACCCCCAAUGUCGGUAUCAUAGGCACACGAUUGGGAAUGACUUUUAUCUUUACGGGUAUAGGACUGCUGGUUGGUAACCCUAUUGCGGGAGCUUUGUUAGACUUGGAGCACGCAGUGUUCUGGAAGGCACAGCUCCUCAGUGCUAUUAUGUUGGUAGCGGGGUCCUUAUCUUUCAUGUGGGUGAGAUUACUUAUGGGGAGAAAGGAAAGAGGAUGGAAGAUUUGA